GUGGCAGCCAUGGCUUGUAGACACGGCUUCUCCUCCUGGGUACUGCUCUGCUGGCUGCUGGGGACGGUGGCAAAAGGACAAGAAGUGUUCACCCCUCCUGGAGGCCCACAGAAUGACAUUGACCCUACAGACUGCCAGAUCUUCACACUCACCCCUCCCCCCAUCACGAGGAGUCCAGUGACAAGGGUCCAGCCCAUCACAAGGACACGCAGGCCUCCCUUCCUCCCUUUCCCACCGAGAAGACCCAGAAUCUACUUUAGGUUUCCAAUCAGACCUUUCUUUCCUCCAAAGUGCAGCCACCGUUUUCCGUUCCAGCCAUUUGACUGGCCACGAGAUCGCCUUCCUCCUCACAGAUAUUUCCCCAGAAGGAGACUCCGAAGAGGAAGCUCAUCUGAGGAAAGCUAAAGAGAAGAGAAACCCAAACUUACUGAAGCAAAAGAAGCCAAUCCCUCAGAGAAGGCAAGAAAAAGAUUUAUUUUCUCUUUCCAAGCUAAAACUACUUGAAAAAUUUGAAGAUUAAGUAUCCUAAACACCAUCAGCUAGAGAUUGUUCUCAUCAGCAGCGAAGAUGCUGGAUUAUAGGCUAUUUAUGAGUACAAAAGAGGGCAGUAAACAUGUUCUUAUCCUCAAAUUUUUAUGGCCAUUAAAUAUUUAUGCAAAUAAAAUCUUUAAAUGGGUGGUUCCAAUGAUUCCUAUCCAUAAUCAACCUCCUCUUCUACAUUAAAAGAGCAUUUAAAUAAAAUGAGAUCAUUACAAACCAAAUGAAGACACUAAUGACAUGCUCUUUUAUACUCAGUGGAAAACUUAAAGAACAAGGUACAUUUACAAAGUGAACUUUUAAAAAAAUUAUAAAGCUUAAAGCAAAAAAAGUUAUGGGGAAAUCUGGCUAUCGAUAAAACUUUAAAGAUAUAAACUGAAUUAUUUAACCCAAAUAUUUUUUAACUGUAGUAUCUAAAUUGACUUUAAUGUUAACUUUUUAGACAACCAGUGCAAAUUAUCUCACGAUUUCUCCUAUUAUCAUAUAGAUACUGGCUAAAGUGAUAUACUGCCCCUCAAUGUGGCUGCAGGCUCAAAAGCCAAUUAAACGGUUACACAAAUGUUCUGGUAAUUCUGGAACUUUACAGACAUAGUUCAUUCAACUUUGGGAACCUUGCAUUUUCAGGAUGCAAUCUGAGAAACAAAUCCUGCAGACUGCAUUCAUUGGUUAUUUGGCCACUGUAAAAAUUCUGCCUCCUAUUUAUGCCACUCCUCUUGCCUGUCACCUAGGAACUUUGGAUUUGCAUACAGGGUCAGUGGCUUGCAUUUUUCCCUCUCAAGAACUGUAUGCAAAAACUGCUGCUGCUGCUGCUGCUGCUGCUGCUACAAAGAAAGAAAAAAUAAUAGCACAAAGACAAAAGGACUCUGGGAAUGGUUGCCUGGGAAAAGGAGAGAGAGAUGAAAUCAUCAUGCUGCACUGCCUUCCUAUAUUAAAUAAUAAAAAGAAAAAAACUCUUUCACUUACUUCAUAGCCAAUAUUUAUUAUAAGAACAGAUAUUUGCUUCAAAUUUACAGGUUUAAAUAAAAACCUUUUUGAAAUCUUCAUCAACAAACUAUAUUUUAGGCUCAUGCCUGUAAUUCUAGCACUUUGGGAGACUGAGGAAGGGAAGAUCGCUUGAGGCCAGGAGUUCAAGACCAGCCUGAACAAGGGUGGGACCGCAUCUCUGUUAAAUGUAGAAGAAUCAGCCCAGCGUGGUGGCACAUGCCAGACUAAUGUUCAAGUUUCCAUUCAUUGUGAAGAUCAACUUACAUUGCGCUACUUACAUAGACAUCAUACUUGAAAACUACGUUUCCAAUUAAUUCCAAAGAUGUUCAGAGUCCUUAUUCAACUGGCAUUCUUGGAAGUGGCCUCAUCAGACUCCCUGCCACUCUGCCUUUACCCAUCUGCUUACGUUUCAUUUCUUGUGGCAAAUUCACUUUCAUAACUCUCCAGCUUCUUUUACUCCUCCCCACCAGCCCCCAUGUUCCCACAGCCUAGACUUCCUCUAGCCACUGGCUCUGCCUUGCUGACCUGAGUCACCAGCUAUCUGCUGACAGUAGGGAAGCCCCUAUAGAAUCACAGAGACUGUGGAGGUCACGUGCAUUGGACUUCUUCUGCUCCCAGUUAGAGUGUUUAACUAACAAUGUCCACUAAGGGAGAGCCACUCUGCUAUUAUAAUACAAUUCUCCUUGGCCACUCUUGGGAAGUUCAAAUAAAUUAAGCAUUUCUUAAACACUAUACCCCUAAAAACAGGAAAAGAAGACCAUUUAUUGGAUGCAUGGACAAAAAGGAAGAGAUGAUACCUCUCAGGUAAAACUGAUCACAGAUUGUAGCAUUUUCCCCCUUGGAAUGGAAACGGCUUAGUGAGUGGGGCUUUACUGCCAUCUCCAGGAUCGUGGCUUGGCAGCACUGGGCAAUCCUGGCUGGAGCCAAAGGAGUUAGGGUGUCAUCCUAGUGAAAUGGAUGUGAGGCCAACCGCAACAACCCCAGACCUCAGAUCUUUCAUAGCUUCUCUUAAAUAACUCCUGUCCAUCCAAGCAGAACUGGCUGCUCCUUCAUCCUUCAACCCUAGGACUGAGAAGUAUCUAUCUCUCAUUGGCUUAUUUCCUCCCAAGAUCCAAUAAGAGAAAGGGGACCUGACCACUGACUUAAGUGUAAUUUAAAAAUACAUUCUUCUGGCGGGUUGCAUUUCCCCAAAAUAAUUUUUGGGCCAAAUCAUAUUAUCUGAAUUGGGUGUUUGCCUUUGUUUUCAGUGGUAGGAAAAAAACAUCUACAAAGAACAAUCUCCAAUACCCGAGCUAAAAUCUGCUUUACCUUUUUCUUUAAACACCUUAGUAUCUUUUAUUCACAGAAGGAAUUCAAAUGGCUAAAAAAAAAAAAACCAGAAAAAUAAAAAAAUAGAUAUGAAAAUAUGUGUAACCUCAGUAGUUAUCAAGAAAAUGUAAACCAAAGCAAGAUAAUUUUCACCCAUCAAACUGGCCAAAAUGGAAAUUUAAUAUUAUCUAAUAUGUGAAAAUAGAUUUUUUUCAAUUACUGUUGGUGGGAAUAUAAAUUGGUACGGCCUUUUUGGAAGACAAUUUGGCAGAAUCAAUCAAAAUCUGAAACGGAGUAUACCUUUUGCAGUUUCAAAACAGCCACCCCUAGUGAGCACUGUGAUGUUUUCUCCAAUGUCCAUUCUGAGCCUGCACUGCUUCGCAGGAGCCAAGUGGUUCCACACACAGGCUGCGAUUGGCCUAAACCAACUGGCAUGAUCCCGCUUCCCUCUGCUCCCAUUAUUACCUCGGGCAAGGGAAUUGAACAGAGGCCCAAGGCCCAGUGCCGUCAGUUUCUGCCAUUCUCCUGGGUAUGGUGAUUGAUUCAGGGAUGGCAGUAUCUAAAUUAGGCUCAGUGAGAGUAAAGUGAAGUUUUGUUUAAUGGCUGGGGAACUCCUGACCUUCUCCUCUGGAAGUGAAUCAGAAAGCAUAUAGCUCCAGGAAUCUAAGCUCCCAAAAUUUACGCCAUACAAAUUUUUUUAAAUUAAUUCCAGAUCUAAGUAAUCAUGACCACAUAUUUAUUUAAACACUCAUCGUUCUAUCAUUGAUUGACACUGAGUAAAUUCCUUAAACUUUCUAAGCCUAUUACUUUGCCUAUAAAAUAUGAAGAACAUUCCUACUUUCAGAGAGUUAUUAUUACUACUGUCACAUAGAAAUCACUGUGCUAGACAAAGUGGAACAAAAGUAGAUAAAUAAGGUGUGGUUUCCAAUAUUUUGAGACACUGAAAAUUUAUCGAGGCGCCAGGUGUUGUUCUUGCCUAUGUGCCUGCAGAAUUUGGCCCUAACUCUUCUCAAGGGUCUAGGAGCAACUUAAUGUCUUUCAAUAAAUGCCUUUUCUACUUAAAAAAAAAAAUAGUGAGGGAAA
Microcebus murinus (gray mouse lemur) is the source of this 3912-nucleotide messenger RNA. RefSeq names its product odontogenesis associated phosphoprotein (gene ODAPH). The record is from RefSeq and is a predicted model, not a curated record. Gene Ontology annotation, biological process: positive regulation of enamel mineralization. NCBI's taxonomy places the organism in Eukaryota, Metazoa, Chordata, Mammalia, Primates, Cheirogaleidae.